CCGAACAGGCGGGAGCCGGAAGCCCAGCGCCGGAGCGGGCCGCGCUGUGGCCCCCGCGUGUACCACUGCUGAGAGGUGCAGUCAUGCAGGAAAACCUCAGAUUUGCUUCAUCGGGAGAUGAUGUUAAAAUAUGGGAUGCUUCAUCCAUGACACUGGUGGAUAAAUUCAACCCACACAUGUCCCCACAUGGAAUCAGCUCAGUGUGUUGGAGCAGCAACAAUAACUUUCUAGUGACAGCAUCUUCCAGCGGAGACAAAAUAGUUGUUUCAAGUUGCAAAUGUAAACCUGUUCCACUUUUAGAGCUUGGUGAAGGGCAAAAGCAGACAUGUGUCAGUUUAAAUUCGACUUCCAUGUAUUUGGUAAGCGGAGGCCUGAAUAACACUGUUAAUAUUUGGGAUUUAAAAUCAAAAAGAGUUCAUCGAUCUCUUAAGGAUCAUAAAGAUGAAGUAACUUGUGUAACAUAUAAUUGGAAUGAUUGCUACAUUGCUUCUGGAUCUCUCAGUGGUGAAAUUAUUUUGCACAGUGUAACCACUAAUUUUUCUAGUACUCCUUUUGGCCAUGGUGGUAACCAGUCUGUUCGGCACUUGAAGUACUCCUUGUUUAAGAAAUCGCUACUGGGCAGUGUUUCAGAUAACGGAAUAGUAACCCUCUGGGAUGUGAAUAGUCAGAGUCCAUACCAUAACUUUGACAGUACACAUAAAGCUCCAGCCUCAGGCAUCUGUUUUUCUCCUGUCAAUGAAUUGCUAUUUGUAACUAUAGGCUUGGAUAAAAGAAUCAUUCUCUAUGAUACUUCAAGUAAGAAGCUAGUGAAAACUUUGGUGGCUGAUGCUCCUCUAACUGCAGUAGAUUUCAUGCCUGAUGGAGCCACUUUGGCCAUUGGAUCUUCCCGUGGGAAAAUAUAUCAGUAUGACUUAAGGAUGUUGAAAUCACCAGUUAAAACCAUCAGUGCACAUAAGACAUCUGUACAGUGUAUAGCAUUUCAGUACUCCACUGCUCUUCCUAAGUCAGGUUUAAAUAAAGGCUGUUCAAAUAAGCCCGCAGCUGUGAACAAAUGUACCGUUAGUGUGAGCGCUACCAGUGGAGGGGUCCAGAAUUCUGGAAAUGUCAGAGAAGCAGCCACUGCUUCCCUUGCUGCCGUUCCGCCGCAGCCCAAGACAGCAGCUGUGGGGAAAGGCGCCGUCGCAGUUCAAGACAAAGCAGGUCUGCCUCGAAGCAUAAACACAGAUAUUUCAUCUAAGGAAAUAGACAGUGGAAAAAAUCAGGAUUUCUCCAGCUUUGACGACACUGGAAAAAGUAGUUUAGGUGACAUGUUCUCACCUAUCAGAGAUGAUGCUGUAGUUAACAAGGGAGGUGAUGAGUCCACAAGCAAAGGAGAUGGCCUUGACUUCCUACCACAGUUGAACUCAGUGUUUCCUCCCAGAAAAAAUCCAGUAGCUUCAAGCACUGCAGUACUGCAUUCUAGUCCUCUUAAUGUGUUAAUGGGAUCUCCAGGGAAAGAAGAAAAUGAAAAUCAUGAUCUGACAGCUGAAUCUAAGAAAAUGUAUCUGGGAAAACAGGAAUCUAAAGAAUCCUUCAAACAGUUUCCAAAAUUGAUCUCGGGUGCUGAAACUGGAAAUCUAAAUACCCCUCCAUCAUCUAACCAAACAAGAAGUCCUGAGAAAUUUGAAAAGCCAGAAAAAGAAAUUGAAGCCCAGUUAAUAUAUGAUCCUCCAGUCAAUGGCUCCUCAACUCCUAAUCCAAAGAUAGCAUCCUCUGUCACUGCUGGAGUUGCCAGUUCACUAUCAGAAAAAAUAGCUGAUACCAUUGGAAAUAAUUGGCCAAAUGCACCACUGACAUCUGUUCAAAUCCGUUUUAUUCAGAACAUGAUACAGGAAACACUGGAUGACUUUCGAGAAGCAUGCCAUAGGGACAUUGUGAAUUUGCAAGUGGAGAUGAUUAAACAGUUUCAUAUGCAACUGAAUGAAAUGCAUUCUUUGUUGGAAAGAUACUCAGUAAAUGAAGGUUUAGUGGCGGAAAUUGAAAGACUACGAGAAGAAAACAAAAGACUACGGGCACACUUUUGAAAUUUCACUGAAUGUUUUGUAAUUUGGGAAGCUUCUGGCAACACAGAACUACAUGAAAUCAGUAUUGUUUUCAUGGCCUCUAGGAAAAAUUUUUUUCAAGUAAAAGGGUGAUGGAUUUUACACCAACACUAUUUCAUCUGUCAAAAAUAUAUUUUUAUAUUAAAAACUGUAUACUGUAUCGUCUGCCUUAUAGGAAAGUCAACAGGAUCUUUAUUUUCUGAAAGCUUUAGCUAUACACUAAGUGCCCUUUUUCACAAAAGACAAUUGUGCAAAAAAAUAGGUUAUGUGUGUUUUUUAAUCACCUUUUUAAAACAGAUAAUAUUUUUGGUUGCCUUCCAAAUUUUUUGGAUGUUUGAUAAUUAAAGAGUUUGAUAGGUCUUCUAUUUUUAUGGAGAAAGUAAUUUUAAUUGGCGUUUUGUGUUUCUAAGCAAUUGACUAAAAAAACACAAGGUUGGUUAGUAAUUAUUUUGUUAACUUGAAGUCAAGUAUGACUAUUAUAUGAUUAUUACUUGUACAUUUAAUAAGAAAAUUUUUGGAAUUUUGAAUUGCACAGAUUGCAUUAUAUCUAUUGCAUUUAUACUACUGUAUUAUACUUCUGACAAAUAUACACUCCUGGUUGGUAUAUUUUAGCUAACUUCACUUUACCUAUGAAAGCUAUUAAGGGCUUAUAAGACUCAAUCAGAACUGUGUAUCUACUAAUUAUAUCAUGAAUUAAUAAUACGCAAAAUAAUACUGUCAAAUUUCAAUCAAUAUGAUUCAACUUACAGUCAGUGAAAAUUUCCUAUUAGAUACUAAACGUGAUAGUAUUAGUGCCAUUUUUUUUCUUCCCAAAUGGGGUGUAGCUUAUUUUGUGGUUUAUAUCAUUUAACUUUCUCUAAUUCUUUAUGUGCUGUGUGUACUACUUUUAUAUUAUUGGCCUUACUAUAAAAUAAAUAAAAUUAAAAAAAUAAAAAUAGGAAGGUUAAUUAUCAAAAGAAUUCACACUUCUUUGACAGUAGGCAGAUGUGAACAUCUACCUGCUGGGAUCUGUACUUUUAGUGGUGUAAGAUUAGGAGACCUGCUGGCUUGUUUACCUUCUUGUAAUCUCUUGUCCCAAAGAUUUAAACUAUGUACCUUGUAUACAGCAUUCCUGCCCAAUUUUGACUUCUGAGAUAAAAGUAUUUACCAAAAUAAAAAAUCUAGGUAGCUUACUAACUUUUUUCCCCCAAGUGAUGGAAGAUUUUAAGAAUAUAUUUAAUAAGUGUAAACAUACUAAUAAUUACUUCAAGAAAUAAAAACAGAAGUUACUUUU
Molecule: messenger RNA, 3354 nt
Organism: Camelus dromedarius (Arabian camel)
Lineage: Eukaryota; Metazoa; Chordata; Mammalia; Artiodactyla; Camelidae
Gene: NEDD1
Product: NEDD1 gamma-tubulin ring complex targeting factor
Exons: 15
Coding region: 84-2063 (659 amino acids)
Biological process (GO): mitotic cell cycle; microtubule nucleation
Cellular component (GO): spindle pole; ciliary basal body; centriole
Molecular function (GO): gamma-tubulin binding
Source: RefSeq, a predicted model, not a curated record